Molecule: messenger RNA, 3990 nt
Organism: Polypterus senegalus (gray bichir)
Lineage: Eukaryota; Metazoa; Chordata; Cladistia; Polypteriformes; Polypteridae
Gene: pcdh8.2
Product: protocadherin-8
Exons: 3
Coding region: 247-3258 (1003 amino acids)
Biological process (GO): homophilic cell-cell adhesion
Cellular component (GO): plasma membrane
Molecular function (GO): calcium ion binding
Source: RefSeq, a predicted model, not a curated record
UGUGAGUUUAGUGAAGAUUCUGAUUGGAUGCGCCUCAGCUAAUUUGCAUAACCAACUCUAUAAUAGUCUCCGUCUCUGCGGCUCCGCUGUUGUUUGAAAGAGCUGUUUGGAGGGCGAGUAGAAUUGUGCCUGAUUAUUUAUGUAAUAUUUGGUUUACAGUUUUGGCAUGCAGUGGAAAAAAGUCUACACUUUGUCAGCAGCUAUAUAACGAAGAGGCAUUCCUUCAGAUUAUUCAACCUGCUAAAAAUGUUUCUGAAAACUCUGAGAAAAACCUUUACCUUUUUGAAUACCUUCACGGUAGGACAAUAUGUAUUACUCUUGUCUGCUUUCAUCCCUGAUUUUUCAGACUGUAAAACAAUUAAAUAUCAGACAUAUGAAGAAGAUAAUCCGGAUACAGUAAUAGGAAACCUCGCUGAAGAUUUGCUCAUAAACCCGCUUCACGGAGGACAGACUAGUUUCCGAAUGAUGAAGCCGCUGAAUACUUCAUUUAUUAAGCUGAGAGAAAGCGAUGGACAACUGACCAUUGGAGAAAGAAUUGACCGAGAAAGGAUCUGCAAGCAGUCUCCGCAUUGCCUUAUUGCUUUCGACGUCGUAAGUUUUUCCAAAGAGCAGUUUAAACUUAUCCAUGUCGAAAUUGAUGUCAAAGAUAUUAAUGACAAUUCUCCUGAAUUCCCUCAUCCCGAAAUAUCGAUCGAAGUUUCCGAAAAUGCAGCUGUAGGCACCCGCAUUCCUUUAGACGUCGCCCUUGAUGAAGAUGUGGGUCCAAACUAUAUCCAGAGUUACCAGAUUUCAGUAAACAGUCACUUUACAAUUGAGGUGCUGAAUAGGGCGGAUGGGGUGAAAUACGCAGAGCUGGUACUCAUGAAGGAACUUGACAGGGAAACUCAGUCAUUCCAUGUGCUGGAUCUGGUGGCCACAGACGGGGGGAACCCGCCUCGCUCGGGCACCACAAAGAUCAACGUUAAGGUCAACGACUUUAACGACAACAGCCCGGUAUUUGACCAGAACUCGUUCACCGUGGAACUCAACGAAGACGCUCCAGUGGGGUUUCUGUUGCUGGACCUAAACGCAGUUGAUCACGACGAAGGUUUAAACGGAGAGGUUGUCUAUGGAUUCGGAAAUCAGGUUACACCGGAGAUCAAACAGUUGUUUAAAGUUGACCGCAAAUCCGGGCGUCUUACUCUGGAGAACCCUGUUGAUUUUGAGACGAAGGACACAUAUGAAAUAGAUGUACAGGCUUAUGACUUAGGUCCCAACCCCACGCCCACAGUCUGCAAAAUUGUGAUUCGUAUUCAAGAUGUCAACGACAAUGCUCCAGAAAUCAGUAUUACUCCCAUGACGUCCAUCUCAGCAGGUAUAGCGUAUAUAACUGAGGCUGCAGCAAAGGAUAGUUUCGUUGCAUUGAUCAGCACCUCGGACAGCGAUUCAGGCCCCAAUGGCCAAGUGCAUUGCACGCUGUACGGACACGACCACUUCAAGCUGCAGAAAGCCUACGAAGAUAGUUACAUGAUUGUAACCACGGCGUCUCUAGAUAGAGAGAAAAUUGCCGAGUACAACCUGACAGUAAUUGCAGAGGAUAUGGGGACGCCUCCUUUUAGAACCAUCAAGCAAUACACAAUUCGAUUAAGCGAUGAAAAUGACAAUUCCCCACUGUUCAGCAAGCCCGUCUACGAAGUCUCCGUGGUGGAAAACAACGCGCCAGGUGCGUAUAUCACCACAGUGGUGGCGAGAGACUUGGACCUUGGGCACAAUGGCAAAGUCAGCUACAGACUAGUGGAAGGUGACGUUAAGGGCUCCCCAGUGUCUACCUACGUUUCUGUUGAUCCGGCUACAGGUUCCAUCUACGCCCUGAGAAGUUUUAACUACGAAGUAGUUAAACAGCUCGAUCUUCGCAUCCAGGCGAGUGACGGCGGCACGCCACAGUUGCACAGCAGCGCGACGAUCAAUGUUAAGAUUGUGGACCAGAAUGACAACGCGCCAACAAUCACCCACCCGCUUAUGAUAAAUGGCUCUGCAGACGUGCAAGUGCCGAGAGAUGCGCCACCUGGUUACUUGAUCACUCACAUCAAGGCAUGGGAUGCAGACGAAGGGAUGAAUUCCCAGCUCAUCUACCGUAUUGAAAAGGAAGAGCAGCCGCCAACGUUUUCCAUCAAUAAAGCGAACGGGGAAAUUUAUUUAAGCCGUGACUUAAGCUCUGAAACUAGGAAAGAUUUCAAAGUCAAGGUGGUAGUGAGUGACAGCGGAAGACCUUCCCUUUCAGCAGCGGCAACCAUUCGCUUUAUUUGCACUGCAGCAGCGCCAUCUAGUGGUAACGUGGUGGUACGACAAGGCUCGGACACCCAGGUGCUUUUUAGCUUCGACACCUCAGUGAUAGUUAUUAUAAUUUUAGCAGGGAGCUGCACCUUGCUUCUAGUGGCAAUCAUCCUAAUCGCUACCACCUGCAAUCGGCGCAAAAAAGAAAUCGACGACAAGGAGUUUCAAGAUGAGUCUGCCGAUCCCCACUCCGAAAAUGGUCGUCACAGCAGCGACACCCUUUUCUCUAGCCACAGCGAAGACGGGUUGGGCAGUUGCUCCUUUCCAGGCAAACCCGCAAUGUCCGAUUCGCGGACUACAGAAAGUGACAUAUGCUCCAGCUCCGAAGAUGGCACUGUGUGCAUUUAUGAAAGUGAAAAUAUCCUUCGUGGAACAGCUAGUAAUGAGUGCUAUUCAACGCUGCCUGGUUUUGGCAAAGAAGUCGUUCGUCCAGUUGCAAUUUGGAAAGGAAAUUCAUACAGCACCAUUUCAGCUCGAGAUCCAGAGUUCAGUGGCAAAGACAGUGGGAAAGGUGACAGCGACUUUAAUGACAGCGAUUCAGAAAUAAGCGGAGAUGCACUGAAAAAGGAAUCCGUACCUGUCAACAUGCCAAAUGGUAUGUGGACAUGCACACGUGAGUGCAAGAUCCUUGGACAUUCUGAUAAAUGCUGGAGUCCUUCUGCUCUCAGGGCAAAUGCAAGCGGUUCCUCCCAGACUCUUCAGCACCUUUCUUCAUUUGCAAAGACAGCUUCACUGCCUCGGGAUUCUCUCAGGCGAGAAAACUACUACCAGGCACAUAUCCCGAAGACAGUAGGCCUGCAGAGCGUAUAUGAGAAGGUUUUGCACAGGGAAUACGACUAUGUCCUUGUAUCUUCUCCUCGGCCUAUAAGGAUUCCUGAAAUGAAUGACAUUAGUGUACCGGUGUAUGCACCCACCACCACAAGGUGUCAGAUGAAUAAUGUAUAAACUGAAAACUUGCCAGAUGAGGCACAUUGCUAAUUUAUUAAUUGGUUCAGUAAGAUAUGCCAUACUGCUACAAGCAAAGCACAUUAUUUAAUUAUUGAUUUUGUAAAAAAAAAAAAAAGAAAGCAUAUAUUUACAUUUUUUAAUGUCAAAGUAAGUCUUUAUGGAUUGUAUUCAGUCACAGUUAUUACUUUGUUGAAAAUACUGUGUAUAUCAUGCGUUUUUUUGUACAUACAGAGUAUAUUUUUGUAAAAAAAAAAAAAUAAGCAUACAAGCCAUAGACAAACUAUUACAGUUACAUUGUAAGUGGAAGGAUUGUGUGUUUGGACUUCAGACACAUGGAGCUUUACAUGUAAUUCCAUUAUUUUUAUCACUUAAAUAUCCAUGCGACACUUUGAGUGAUUAAAAAUAAAUUCCACAACAAAAGAUAAACUUUAUCGGAACUGUAAAUAAUUGCCAAGCUACAAUUUUUUGACCUUGAUGUUAAGAAGUUGGCAGUUUUUUUUUUAAAACUAAUAAUGUCCAAAGAUAAUAGGUUGGACCCGUGACCUUGAUUUGGGUUAGACGGGUUUGAGAAUGUUAUGUUAUGCUAUAAUUUGUUGGAGUUCAUUAAUUGCUAACAUGUACCUAUAAACUCGUUCUAUGAGUUUCACUUGUGUAAUACAAAUAAGUGGGGUGAACAAACAAAACACUUCCACAUGCACCACUCUUUGUAUAUGUCUAAUGUUGUAUAUC